Sciurus carolinensis (gray squirrel) is the source of this 2514-nucleotide messenger RNA. It is a transcript of the gene Slco4a1, whose product is annotated as solute carrier organic anion transporter family member 4A1. Gene Ontology annotation, cellular component: membrane. The record is from RefSeq and is a predicted model, not a curated record. Lineage: Eukaryota; Metazoa; Chordata; Mammalia; Rodentia; Sciuridae. Gene Ontology annotation, biological process: sodium-independent organic anion transport; transmembrane transport. Gene Ontology annotation, molecular function: protein binding.
CCACUCCUGUGUGAGCCCCGGGCUGAGAAGCACCGCGGCCUGGGGCCCCGUGAGGUGCGCUACCUCUCCGUCUCCACGGGGCCCCAGAGCACAGCGUGUGGCUGGCGGGCCUUCGCCCCCCGGUGCCCUGCAGGUCUUCAACACGCCCAAGGGCCUCCGUUCUUCCUCUGCGCCUCCUUCCUGCAGGGCAUGACGGUGAACGCUUCAUCAACACCGUCAUCACCCUCCAUCGAGCGCCGCUUCGACCUGCACAGCUACCAGAGUGGGCUCAUCGCCAGCACCUACGACAUCGCCGCCUGCCUCUGCCUCACCUUCGUCAGCUACUUUGGGGGCAACGGGCACAAGCCCCGCUGGCUGGGCUGGGGCGUGCUGGUGCUGGGCAGCUCGCUGGUGUUCGCACUGCCCCACUUCACUGCGGGCCGCUACGAGGUGGGGGUGGAUGAGGGGGCCCGGACGUGCCCGGCCAACCAGAGCGUGGCCUGCGCGGAUGGCAGCUCCGGCCUGUCCCGCUACAGGCUGCUCUUCAUGCUGGGGAGUUUCCUGCACGGCGUGGGCGCCACGCCCCUCUACACGCUGGGCGUCACCUACCUGGACGAGAACGUCAAGUCCAGCUACUCAACCGUCUACAUCGCCAUCUUCUACACGGCAGCCAUCCUGGGCCCUGCGGCCGGCUACCUGAGAGGCGCCAUGCUGAACGUGUACACCGAGUUGGGCCAACGGACAGAGCUGACCACGGAGAGCCCACAGUGGGUUGGAGCCUGGUGGGUCGGCUUCCUGGGCACAGGGGCUGCAGCCUUCCUCAUCGCUGUCCCUAUCCUUGGCUACCCCCGGCAGCUACCAGGCUCCCGGCGCUACGUGGCCAUGAGGGCGGCAGAAGCGCAGCUGAGAGAGCGCGGCCACGAGGCGGCAAGCAACCCGACCUUCGGGAGAACCGUCCGAGACCUGCCCCUCUCUAUGUGGCUCCUCCUGAAGAACCCCACUUUCACCCUGCUCUGCCUGGCGGGGGCCACUGAGGCCACACUCAUUGCUGCCAUGUCCACGUUCGGACCCAAGUUCCUCGAGGCCCAGUUCAGCCUGAGUGCCUCGGAAGCCGCCACCUUGUUUGGGUACCUGGUGGUGCCGGCGGGUGGUGGCGGCACGCUCCUGGGCGGCUACUUCGUGAACAGGUUCAAGCUGCGUGGCUCGGGCACCGUCCGGUUCUGCCUGCUGUGCACCCUGAUCAGCCUGCUGUCCUUCCUGGUCUUCCUCACGCACUGCCCCAACGUGCCUGUGGCAGGUGUGACAGCCGGUUAUGGCGGAAGCCUGCUGCCCAGAGGCCACCUGAACCUCACGGCUGCCUGCAACGCUGCCUGCCGCUGCCGGCCGGAGCACUACAGCCCUGUGUGCGGCUCCGACGGGGCCAUGUACUUCUCCCCCUGCCACGCGGGCUGCCCCACGGCCGCCGAGAUGGGCCCGGGCGGCCAGAAGGUGUACCGUGGCUGCAGCUGCGUCCCUCCCAGCGGCUCCGCGGGCGCUGGCCGCGCCACGGCGGAGUGCCCCUCUGCCUGCGAGAGCAAGGCCCUGCUGCUGGCCCUCGUGUUCCUGGUGAUCCUCUUCACCUUCCUCAGCAGCAUCCCAGCGCUGACCGCCACACUGCGAUGUGUGAGUGACCAGCAGAGGUCCUUUGCCUUGGGAAUCCAGUGGAUCGUGGUCAGAACGCUAGGCAGCAUCCCCGGGCCCAUUGCCUUUGGCUGGGUGAUCGAGGCCUGCCUGCUGUGGCAGGACCAGUGUGGCCAGCAGGGUUCCUGCUUCGUGUACCAGAACGCGGCCAUGAGCCGGUACAUGCUCACCGCGGGGCUCGCCUACAAGGUUCUGGGCUUCCUCUCCUUCGCCUCUGCCUGCUUCCUGUACCAGCCCCGGUCGGGAUCUGCUGACGGCACGGAAGCCUCCCUGCCCAGCCAGUCCUCCGCCUCGGAGACCCCCACAGCCCCCCAGCAGCAGAGCGACAUCUGACCCCCGCUGCUCCAGGCCCAGCAGCCCCCUGCUUCCCUGAGCCGGCGGCUGCGCUGACUUCCCCGCAGAAGGGCCCCAGCACCGAGACCCCCCAGGAUCCCUCGGAUCCUGCCCCUGUGGGUGCCCAGCAUCGACUGAGCGACUGAGCACCGGCCAGGGGCUGGGGGCUCAGAGCCUCGAGGCAGGCGGCUGUCUGAGGGGAUGCGGCCUCCAGCCUGGGCCUUCAGGGCGGUGCAUCUUGUGGGCUGCCCCCCAGCCCUGGCUUCCUGCUCCUUCCAAAGGCGCCUGCAGCCCCUGCUUGACCGACCUGUCACCUCCUGUCCUCAGAGCCUGUGGCCUCUGCUCUGGAUGGGGAGGAACUUGCAUGAAUACGUUGGUGGACUCACGCUUUGCAUAGAAGCGCAUUUCAUACCAUCGGCAAAUGCCCGUGAAUCCUGCAGGGAGAGGCCGGUGGUCAGUGGGGUGCUGCCGUCUCCACCUUGAACUCUGCGUAUGUGGAUACAUUUUAAUAUUUAAAGCUUG